Molecule: messenger RNA, 1169 nt
Organism: Effrenium voratum
Lineage: Eukaryota; Dinophyceae; Suessiales; Symbiodiniaceae
Source: the annotation of a GenBank genome assembly
CUGGCGGCAAAUUCUCGCCGCAACGUUCGAAGUGACAGCUCGCGCCAUGGGACGAGCGCAGGCUGCCAUGGCUCGCUUUGCAGCGCGCCAAGGAGCCAUCGGUUUUCGGAGGCAGUCAACGGCCCGCGAGCUGCCUCUUCUGCCCUACCCGCAGCUUUGCUACGAUAUGGACGCUUUUGCCAGGCGGCUAGGCGAUGUAUGCCGCGUAGGAGAUGGAGGGGCAGGGUGCUUCAUGAUCACCGAGCUCCCAAAGAACCUGUGCCAGCUGCACGAGGAGCUUCUUCAGGGCUCGCGGCAAUUCUUUGCGCUGCCCCUCGCUGAGAAGGAGAAGGUGGACUACCACCAGUCUCGCGAAUUCCGGGGCUACAUGCGCCAGGGUACAGAGAACACCGCCGGCCAAGUGGACUGGCGGGAGCAGGUGGAGUUCGGUCGGGAGGAGCCCAGAAGACAGGCAAGCGAUCAUCUCUACAGCCGCCUAAGAGGUCCCAACCAGUGGCCUUCGCAACCCAGCUCUCUGCGGCCCUUGGUGCUGUCCUGGCUGGAGGAAAUGGAGGAGCUGUCCCGCAAGCUCACCAGGGCGCUAUCCGUAUCCCUAGGUUUGUCGGAAACUUCCCUGGACGGCUACUUCCAGCAGCCGCACGUGCAGGCAAAGAUCGUGCACUACCCACCUUCCAACGGAGGCGGCUUGGGUGUGGGCGCACACGCCGACUCGGGCUUCCUCACCUUGCUGUGGCAGGAUGAGGCAGGGGGGCUGGAGUUCCUGGACGCCCAGGGCUGUUGGAUCCCGGCUUUGCCCAUCCCAGCAUCGAUGGUAUGCAACCUAGGGGAGGUGGUGCAGCUGCUCACGGGAGGGGUGUACCCUGCUACGGUGCACCGGGUGCUGCGGCCAGGAGCGGCGGGACGUGUUUCCCUGCCGUACUUUUGGAAUCCUUCGUUGGACGUGGAGGUUCGCCCCUUGGAGCUGGGUGCGCUGCCCGCGCAGCUCUUGGGGAGGCCCAAGGAGUCCGAAAACAAGAUGCUACCGUCCUACGGAAUGAACGCCUUCAAAAGUUUGGCGCGGAGCCACCCGGAGGUUUUCGCCAGGCACCAUCCGGAUUUGGCUUGCCUGCCGGACGGGGAGGUGGUGUACAAGAGUUCUCUGUGACGCCGCCGAUGACGUUGCACCAGCA